Molecule: messenger RNA, 505 nt
Organism: Osmerus eperlanus (European smelt)
Lineage: Eukaryota; Metazoa; Chordata; Actinopteri; Osmeriformes; Osmeridae
Exons: 3
Coding region: 126-401 (91 amino acids)
Cellular component (GO): cytoplasm
Source: RefSeq, a predicted model, not a curated record
CCAAAACCUGCUUUACACUUUAGCUACCCACAUUACUUCACUGCACUGAUAUAGAGCACCACUUUCCACACAAUACUUACACACUCGUCUUCUUGGCAUUAGUGAUACUUUAUUGCACAAUUAUCAUGUCUAUCCUAGUGUAUUACACCAGCGUCAGCAGCUCAAGAGAGGUGAAGAAGCAGCAGAGCAAGAUCUUCUCAUACCUGGACUCUAAGAAGAUCGCAUACAAGACCCUGGACAUCUCCCAGAGUUCUGAAAUCAAGGACGAGAUGAGGAAGAAGACCGGAGACCCGACUUCCCUGCCCCCGCAGAUCUUUCAUGGAGACACCUACUGUGGGGACUACAGUAUGUUUGACACUGCACUGGAAGAUGAGACAGUAGAGGCUUUCCUCAAGCUCUAACCAAGAAAAGAAAACCGCUCACCAACAUUGUCUUAUUUGAAAUGUUUGUUUUAUAAAUGAAAAAAACACAAUACAUAUUAAGCAAUAAAUACAUGUCUUUCCAA